Molecule: messenger RNA, 258 nt
Organism: Linum trigynum
Lineage: Eukaryota; Viridiplantae; Streptophyta; Magnoliopsida; Malpighiales; Linaceae
Source: the annotation of a GenBank genome assembly
AUGAAAUUCCAUCCUCUCCUUCAGCCUGCCCUGCCCGGUGGCGGCGGGAGUCGAUCUGCAAAACAAGGGGAAAACUGUUUGACACCAAGAAAGGAGAAAGGAGCGCCGUCGUCACACUGCUUUCGCACAGGCGUCGCAGCCACACCAGGAGAGAUUGCAAUUGAGUCAUUCUCCGAUUCUCAGAACCCAUGGAUCGAUUUGUGUUCACGCGUCGUGGCUGGAAAUAGCAUUCCUGCGGUGAAAUUUGUUGACAUUUAG